Triticum urartu is the source of this 1654-nucleotide messenger RNA. Lineage: Eukaryota; Viridiplantae; Streptophyta; Magnoliopsida; Poales; Poaceae. The record is from RefSeq and is a predicted model, not a curated record.
AGGCAUGACUAGCUCCGUCUUCUCGCAGUGACAAUGGCCUUCCUCCAAAAAGUUUGAUGUCUCAACCGCCACACACGCUGGGGAAAGCAAGUCUGAGCCUAAGAAACCGUAUCGCUUGGUACAGGGAAUUUGUUGGCUAAUGACUUUGAGUUGAAUACUGCUUGAUUGCACACUUGAGUUGUAUACUCUCUCUUCACGUCAAUGCUCAUGUGCUCCGACCCUCCCUGACCCCUCCUAGCAAGCAGCAGAGUCUCUCGGGUUCGAGCUCCAUCGGGCCGCCGCCGGCGGCGUCCAUGUUCGUUGGGCGGAGCACAAGGUGUGAAAUCCACCAUGAUGCUACUGAUGAGGCUCUCCUCCUUUGUCCAUCGGUUAUCAGACAACCGUGUAUGAGACGUCCACCGUCGUACACGCAUUUGAUCGUGCUGAUGCGCCUGGCUGUGGGUUGGCUUCUGUUGGGAUGCUCCGAGGAUGUUCUGCAGAUUUUUAGAACACUGAGGGCAUAUCUUGGCUUGGAAUGCUGCUGGGUCGAUGAAGGUCAUGCAACAUGGCAGGUUUUGCUUACUCGUGGCUGUAUGUUGGCUUCGUGCUGGCGGGCUAUAGUUCUCCUGUCACAAAUCAUGGAGACAUUCAUCCUCACAGAUUUCUGCUCCUGCUAUGUGAAAAGUUUCUCCUCUUUUAUGGACCAAGAAGAUGAAUUAUUUUGGCAACUUCAACUGCAUUUGUACUGACAACAAAAAUAUUGUUACUUGGAUGGUCUUACAUUUAGAGGUACACUAUUAUCUCUGCACUUUAUUGUUACUACCUGAAAGCUCCAUAACAUCCAUGCGUAGAUGCACUUCCAGUCGAUUUAUGGUUGGCAUUGAAGUUAACCUUUAAAUUGAACUUGCAUGUCAGUACGUCAUCUUAAUUUUUGAGUAUAAAUUCUCACUGCGCCGUUUGAACUCCACGUCAAGAAUGGAACGGUCAGUAUGUAAAGCCCCGCUUGAUGAGAAACUAUCAAAUAAUUGUUAAUCUUAAAUUGUAGACAAGAUACCGAGCCAAUCAUUCUAUAGCUUUGAUAAUUUAGCUCCUUUAGAUUGAUAUAUUCCAGAACAUCUUCUGCAACAUAGUAUUUUUGGAUGAAAUCCCUUUAUCAUAGUUAUUUAAGAGUACUGUCCACUUGUCGAGUGUGUGAGCACCCAAGGAAUGUUUAGUGCUUUGUCCAUUGUUCACUUGACUGCAUGAUCUAUUACUCCCACUGAUCCAUAUUAGUUGUCGCUAAAACGGAUGUAUCUAGACGUAUAUCAAUGCUAGAUACAUCUGUUUGAGACAAGUAGUAUGGAUCAGAGGGAGUAUCAAUUUUAUACAAUGCUCUAAGACCAAUCGGCUGAAUAAGUUCCAUUUCAUCAUUUUUCUGUUUAUGUACCUGUUUAUUCAUGUUGAUGAUCUGCACAGAGAAAAAUGCAUGACAACCUCCAUCUUGAUUGCGUGAUCUCGUUCAUUCUUAUUUUUCAGACUAUAGGUAGAUAUUUGAGCCAAUUUGGUACACUAAUAAGAAAGUUAAAACCUGAGAAGUGAUAAGACUAUCGUUUGUGUCUUCAUGAACUUUACUUUUAGGUUUUCAUGACUUUUGUUCCUGUCCAAAUAUUACACGGUCGCAUAAUUCUUCCCUAAC